UAUAAAGCAGAGGAGAAACUCAACAGAAACAUCAGAAAGACUUCAGACCAUCAAGACAUGAAGGCACACAUCUACAACAUGCUCUGGAUCAUCGGUUGUUUUGCAUUGGUGGCCUCCGCUCCCACUGUUGACCCAAAGGAGAAUUUAAAUUCUAUUAUGGUUUCUGGUGGAGGAGAUGCAUUGUCUGUUUGGCCCUGGCAGGUCUCUAUCCAGACAUCCAAAGGGGUUAAUUUCUGUGGAGGAACUCUGAUCACCGAGAACUGGAUCCUCACUGCUGCACAUUGCCCUGUUAAAGCUGGAUAUCACUAUGUUGUGCUUGGAGAGCAUGACCGCGGCUCUAAUGAUGAAGCCGUUCAGAUCAAGAAAAUUUCCGAGGUCAUUCGUCAUCCUCGCUUCAACAAAAAGAACUUUAACAAUGAUGUUGCACUGCUGAAAUUGUCCUCUCCAGCACAGAUAACGUCCCGUGUCUCUCCUGUAAAUCUGGUUUCCUCCUCCACCAACAUCCCUUCUGGAACCCUUUGUGUCACCACUGGUUGGGGCAGAACCGCGACCGGUCAAGGUCCUCGUAUCCUGCAGGAGACCACUUUGCCCAUAGUGAGUACUGCUGAGUGCAAGCAGUACUGGGGUCUGACAAGAUCGAUUACAGAUUCCAUGAUUUGUGCCGGAGGUUCUGGAUCUUCAUCCUGCCAGGGUGAUUCUGGUGGUCCUCUGGUGUGCGACAGCAAAGGUGUUUGGUAUCAGGUGGGCAUUGUUUCAUGGGGAACAAAGGAAUGCAAAGUUAAUGCUCCAGGAGUCUACUCUCGUGUGUCUUUCCUCCGCCAAUGGAUUGAUGAUACUGUCCCAUCCUUAUACAACCUCGAUUGAAAUGACUAGCAGCACUUUUUAACUUAUGUAUUGAAGGAUUUUAACUUUGAAAGAAUAUUGUACUUUUAAUGUAAAUUAUUUGCUAAUUUGCUGCACUUAAGUCACAGACAUACUUGGUGAAGUUUUUUACAACUUGUUCAUUAAGUGACUACAUUUUAUAAUAACAUAUAUGUGUGCUACCUCAAUGAGUUUUAAAACACAUUAUUUUGUAAUCCAAUUCUUAAUGUUUAAUUUAUAAGUCAAAUCUUUAAUAAAGCAUGUAGGAACUUGA
Molecule: messenger RNA, 1135 nt
Organism: Triplophysa rosa
Lineage: Eukaryota; Metazoa; Chordata; Actinopteri; Cypriniformes; Nemacheilidae
Product: chymotrypsin-like protease CTRL-1
Exons: 7
Coding region: 58-864 (268 amino acids)
Biological process (GO): proteolysis
Molecular function (GO): serine-type endopeptidase activity
Source: RefSeq, a predicted model, not a curated record